Corythoichthys intestinalis (scribbled pipefish) is the source of this 3647-nucleotide messenger RNA. RefSeq names its product peroxisome proliferator-activated receptor gamma coactivator-related protein 1-like. Lineage: Eukaryota; Metazoa; Chordata; Actinopteri; Syngnathiformes; Syngnathidae. The coding region runs from base 112 to 3390 and encodes 1092 amino acids. Gene Ontology annotation, molecular function: RNA binding; transcription factor binding. The transcript is spliced from 12 exons. Gene Ontology annotation, cellular component: nucleus. The record is from RefSeq and is a predicted model, not a curated record. Gene Ontology annotation, biological process: positive regulation of transcription by RNA polymerase II.
AGUUUAAUCUAUGUGAUAUCUAUGCUUCGUCUGGUACUGUUUGUCCCGCAUGGCACCCUAAAUAAUUUCGUGUCUAAAAAGUCAAGAUACCAACCUUAACAUUCACAAUUUAUGCAAACGGAGAGCCCUUCAAAUGUGGUCGGCCUUCUUUUCCCGCGGUGCCGGUUACCACGUGUCCAAACCUCUGAGUCGACCAUGUGGAGCAGCAAGAUGGCGGCACAGUCCAAUGCCGUAGACCGGGCUUUAAAUACCGGCAACGUGGACUUUCUGACCACUACAAGCCCUUGCCAGAUUGGCCAAUGUGGGGAUGAUGUGGGUGGGGAGGACAUGGAUACCCAUACCUGUGUGGAUCACUCUAUCCUGGCCAUUUUUGAGGAUUCCGCCACUUCAUCAGAGGACACUAGGCAAGCAGAGGAAGAGAGUGAGAAUUUGCUGUCUGCCCUGACUCAGAUGUUGGAGGGUGAGGUGGAUGAUGUCAGCAGCACUCUUUCUCCCUUUGACACCCUGCCAGACACCAAGCUUCUCAACUAUCAGGAGUUUGGGAACAACAUGACGACAACUGAUGUACCCUUUGUCGCCAAACUUCGACCAAGAGUUAAGAUUGACGCAGGAAAACAGGACAAGCGGAAAGUAGCCAGACUUCAGCCGGUGUUCCAACAACAAAAUCAUAUAUUGUUUCAAGGCCCACAUAAGAAAGCAGAUAGCAAAGUGGAUGUCUUCACUUCUUCCUCUCUGGUCAACCUGGUGAAACUCAUGCACCCCUAUUGCCUUAAGAUGUGCGUGGAGGAGGAGGGGAGGGGCCAGCAGGACAAACUACAGAACAAACGCACAGUGUUCUCCCAAGGAGAAAUAUGGAAGUAUGAGAAGCCAACUGAAGACAGCGAUGAAGACAUAAAUGUUGUAUCUGAUGAUGAUACAGCCAUGAAAGAGAAGGAGACAGAGGAGGAUAAAGCGGGGGCUACUAAACAAGAUAGCAGCACACCGCUAAAAAGUGCACUGCAUACAGGCAGAUCACCCAGAAGUAUUUUGUCCAAAGUAAAAAAAAGAGUCAGCUUUGGCCCUGUUCAAGUUGCUUCGUUCGAUCAGCUUGUUGAAGAUGGAGACGAGAAGAAUCUUCCCAGUAUAUCCUCUUCAGAUACACCUGUAAGUCUAGUUGCUCCCUUACUCAUAGCCCCAACGACAGCAUGUAAAUCAGUAGACAAUGAUAAAAGGGCUGAGGACCCACCACCAAAAAGUACGGUCAAAGCCAAAUCGCUAAGCCUCCAAGAGUACAGACAGCUGCAAAAGAAAAGGCAGCCUCUGAUUGAGAAGCAAGGGAACUACACCACCAAAUGGCCUUCAGUUCCCCAGCCACCCAAAGAACUGACCCCCAUUAUCUGUUCACAUGGUCAUAGACAAAACCUCUGCGAAAUCAAGUCUUCACCCCAAACAGAUCUGCCCGGAUUCGAUGCGUAUUCAAGCCAAAGAGCAGCUUCCUGGAUAUCUUGUCAUUAUCCUUCCAGACCGAUAGAUGGUAAACCAUCGUAUGCAGGUAGACCUCACAGAUUGAAAUCCAUUCGAAGUGAAUACAAACACACCUCACAUGAUAGUCCAAAGUCUAAGCACACUGAAACCACUUUUAAUGGAGCUGCAAUUAAGAAAAGUCUGUUCAAGAAUCCAACGCUGCUCAGCACCGAUCCCCCGAACCCUGUCCUCAUUCGCUUGCCUGUUAAACAGACUACCACCCCAUCAAAUUCCCAACCUUCACCCAUGUCCUCUGUUGAACUACAAAUGCAAGUAAGCACAGCAGAACCUCAGCCAUGUCACAAAGUGAAAGAAGGGUGCCCAAUUAUACCUCAAACAAAAUUAACUUUUGCGAAAAGGGAACCAAAAAGCCAUACUGUAGUGUCAAAGAUCUCCCAGUCAGUAAUUCCAAAGCCAGUCAUGUGUGACCAAAGUCAGCGAGUCGUUGAAGAAUUACCAGAGGGUGCCCUAAGUUGUCCUCAGCCACAAAAUCCACUUCGACAUACGUGUAGUGAGCAAAGUGCUGCAACUGACUCGGGGAUUGAAGCCUCUGAUCUUACCAGCUUGUUGGAGCAGUUUGAGGAAAAACAAGCUGAAGAGGGCAAGCCAUCUAUCUAUUCAAAUAUUUCACCCUCAAAUCUGCGCGGAGACAUGCAAAGGACAACAGUAAAGACUUCCACAAAGGACCAGGAAGCUGUCAGAAUGUUAUAUGAUCUGGAGCCCCACCAAAAGUCAGAACACGUUACCCCGGAGCCUCUUGGCACUGAAGUCAUUGUCGACACUCAGGAAGUCAUCAAUGUAAAACGGAAAGCAUCACCAUCCAAGCGGAUUCAGAUCAUUGAUCCACGCCCUCUGCCACCCAGAAGGUCAAAUGCUUCAGAGCUUGUGGCGUCUCCUCACACGUGUUCAUCUGUGACUGCGGAUCAUGAUUACUGCAUGCCUGUGCAUAACAAAGCUCUUCCUCCUCUUGUCAAGAAUAAUUGCCAAGUCAAGGAGACCCCCUCUACUGUUAAGUGCAAUCAAGUCUCCAUAAAGAAAUGUAACUCUCCCAUCACAGCUGAUGUAAGAUGCCAGUCAGCCUUGUCCAAAUGCGCAGAUCCUGCCCCUCCAUGUACCCCACUUACGCCUCCACCUAGCCCUCCAAUUCGAGGACUGGAGAAGGGCAGAUAUCCACUAAGAAGCCCCUCCUCGGACAGCUCUCGUUCAUCUUCGUCGUCAUCUUCUAGCUCUCCGUCUCGUUCCCCAAAAAGACGAAGGUUUCAUCACAAGCAUUCAGGAAGUAGAUCGUGCUCUUCGUCCCCUUCCCGUUCAGUCUCCCGCUCUCCCCCUCGACGGCGCAAACAGACUUCUUCUCAUUUAAGAUAUAGCAGAUCGAGAUCCCGAUCCUGGUCUCGCUCCAGGUCACCGUCUCCUUCACCAACUUUUUGCAUGAGCAGGAGAAACAUUUACAGCCACAGAGAGUCUUGGAAGCUAAAGCGGGAACACAAGGCGCGACUUCAGAAGCUGAAGGCUAUAGAUGAGCGCAGAGUCGUUUACGUUGGCCGCAUCCGUAGGUCCAUGACGCACGAUGAACUGAGAGAGCGCUUCUCUCAUUUCGGAGAGGUGGAAUGUGUGUCACUGCACUUUAGAGAGAAAGGUGACCAUUAUGGCUUUGUCACAUUCUACAACACGGGGGAUGCCUUUGCAGCCAUCGACAAUGGCGGGAAACUAAGAAGGCCUGACGAGCUGCCCUUUGACAUCUGCUUCGGUGGAAGGAGACAGUUUUGUAAUUCGGACUAUGCUGAUCUAGAUGCAAAACUGGAUUCAGAGCCAUCUCCAGCCAAGAGCAAGUUUCAAGAGCUGGACUUUGAUUCGUUACUGAAACAAGCCCAAAAAGGACUGCGGUAGCAGUGCAGACUUGGGGACAGAAGAUGAGAGAAAACCACUGACCUCAGAGAUCUUUUUGUUUGCAUUUACAAUAUGUAGCAAUGUUUUGUGUUUAACCCAACUAAGCCCACCCCAAAAGCUCUUUUUUUGCAUGUUGUACUUAUUAUGUUGCACUCAUCCCAGCAUGCAUCGGUGUCAACUGAAUAUAUUUGUUACAUUCCCUAACAGAAAAUGUUUAUAUCUAAAAACAAUAAAUGUUUGUUUACGCCAAUAUUUGG